Messenger RNA from Symbiodinium sp. CCMP2592, 1986 nucleotides. NCBI's taxonomy places the organism in Eukaryota, Dinophyceae, Suessiales, Symbiodiniaceae. The record is from the annotation of a GenBank genome assembly.
AUGGCCCGUUGCUUGUUGCUUCAUGUGCGUCCCAAACGCCCUGCCGUCCGUUUGGAGCCGACCCUAUCCGUCCUGUCAUCUGCCGCUGUGUCGCGUCAGACUCGCAAGCACGCCGCCCUGAUUCCAGAAUUUGCUCAGGUGAUCCAGCUGCCAAUUACUCAGGUUGAUAAAGGCAUGCGUGUACUUCGCGAAGUCUCGUUCCAUGGGGAAUGUGCGGGAGACUGCGACUCGAACAACCCUAUUGCCGAGGCCCAGGCGCAGGCGUUGCAGCACCCAUUCGACACCCACAAUCCUGUGGCUGCAAUCACUGUGGAUGCGAUCGACUUUCUGGUGAACUCUUCUCCGCAGCAAGUGAAAGCCGCUACGCUAACUGAGCAAGACCUGCGGGAUACAGCCAAGGAGAGACGGGAAGCCAUUGUUGGUGAUGAUGCACCCGGCGACGCGGCCAAGGCUCAACUCUUGUUCAAGGUCACGCAGGAGGAAGUCGACCUGGGUUUCCUAGAUGGGCCGUACACGGCUGAUGAAAUCUCAAACUUGGUGGGACAUGACCAGUGGUGCGUCAUAAGAAGGUUCUUGCUGGAUCAAGGGUCGAAACAUCGGCCUAUCGAUGAUGCCUGUCAGUCGCAAACCAAUGCUGCCUACAGCGCUACCAUCCGCUUGGAGCUUCACAAUGCUGACUACGUAGCAUCGUUGGCCCUUCUUAUCGCCAAGAAGGCCAAAAACCAAAAGCAUGGGUCAGGUGCAUGGCUGGGUAAAUGCCUCGACUUGACCAAGGCUUACAAGCAGGUAGCAUUGCACCCGGAUCAACGAGAUUUAUGCAUAACCUACUUCAGAGGACCAGGGGGAGAGGAAAAAUUUUUCCUCCCCAAUGCGCUGAUGUUUGGCGCCACUGCCGCCGUUUUCGGGUUCAUUAGGAUUAGUCGGUGUCUCUGGUUUCUCGCGAAUAAAGUCCUGAAGGUUCCAUCAGCUUGCUAUUUUGACGACUACCCUCUCUUCGCGCCAGAAGAGGGGGCCCAGGAGGCAGAUGAAUGCAUAAGUCAAUUCUUCACCAUGCUGGGGUGGUCUCACGCCGUCACAGGCGAAAAAGGCAAGCCGUGCUCAUCAUCCUUCGAUGUCUUAGGACUUACUUUGGACUUGUCGCAACUGCAGAAAGGUUUAGUGGUUCUCAGGAACAAACCCGGACGGGUGGAGAGAAUCUUGAGUGAGUUUGGCAAGGUCUCUGAACCGGAAGCCAUCACCCGCCACCAGAUACAGGUCCUCCAUGGGCUGUUGAAUUUCGCUGCGGGGUUUUAUUCCGGAAGGGUGCUGAAACACUUGUGUUAUGAUCUCUUGGAGUUCCUUGAAUGGCGCGGCCCGGUCGCUUUCCAACGGCUCCAGAAGCUUUCGGCACGAGUGAGGCAUGUGCUGGAAUCGAUGCCGCCCAGGGUCUUGUCGUGCAACUUUGCUUGUGAAUCAAUACUCGUGUGGACCGACGGCUCGUGGGAAUCGGGACAUGCGGGUAUUGGUGCGUGCAUCUGGGAUCCCUUGAAACAGUGUGGACAUGUGCUAGGAGGUGUGGCUCCAUCUUGGGCGAUUGAGUCGUGGAAGGAGGACUUCGAUGCUCGGGAUGGCGAGCCUCAACUUAUAUGCCACAUUGAGUUGCUUGUUCUGGUGGCGGUAAGAUGGAUGUUCCAAGAUCAAUUCUUGAACAGGCGAGUGAUUAUGUUCGUCGACAAUGACGCCGCUCGGUAUGCCAUUCUGAAAGGUGGAAGUGGAAGUGACGGGAUGAACAACUUAGUCCAAUUGUUCGACCUUCCUGAUCUAAAGUUUCCGUCUCUGUACUGGAUUGACCGUGUACCGUCGAGUAGCAAUAUAGCGGACGGCCCUUCCAGAGAUGACUUCGCUUUGGCACUUAAGUUGAUGAAGGCUACUUGCGUGGAAGCCUUCGCUUGGCACGAUGAGCUUAAGACUUCAGUCAUCACAAGGCGCAAGAGGAAAGGGGUGUGA